GCGGUUGCUGAGAAAGGCGGAGCCGCCGCCCAAAACGACACGUCACCCCCACAGUUGUCGUCAUCAACCCCCUUCGCAAAGGAAUAUAAUAAGGACAACCUCGUCAUUUCCAUGCCGACCUGUCUAUAACCAAUUAGAUUUCUGCAAACUCAACCAAUCAGCACGCGAAGCAGGGGAUCCUCUCCCCCCUUCACUGACGGAAGCUUCCGGCAAAACGACGACGUACUCUGUCGAAAACUUUCCCUUGUUGGAAUAUCCAGUAUCCGAUCUUUCUCUCUCUCUGAAAUUUGCAGGGCUUUGCCAUCACAAUUCCCAGAGAGAGACACUUGUUCAACUCUGAUUGGCUCCUCACUCACACCUAUGGGGGUUUCAGAGAAUACGAUAGGUCUCAUACUAGCCAUGGCCUCCAGCGCCUUCAUCGGCUCCAGCUUCAUCCUGAAGAAGAAAGGCCUCAAGCGCGCCGCCGCCGCCGGAACCCGAGCAGGAGUUGGUGGUUAUACUUAUUUGUUAGAGCCACUAUGGUGGGCUGGCAUGAUCACCAUGAUUGUUGGAGAGGUUGCGAAUUUUGUUGCCUAUGUAUAUGCUCCGGCGGUUCUUGUGACUCCACUAGGUGCAUUGAGUAUAAUUGUCAGUGCUGUACUGGCGCACUUCUUGUUGAAGGAGAGGCUGCAGAAAAUGGGAGUUGUGGGAUGUGUUACGUGCAUUGUGGGAUCAGUGGUUAUUGUGAUCCAUGCACCUCAGGAGCAUACACUGAGUUCUGUAUUGGAAAUAUGGACUCUCGCAACUCAACCAGCCUUUCUAAUUUACGUUGCAGCUACACUUUCCCUAGUGUUGGCUUUGGUUCUGCAUUUUGAACCUCGCUAUGGGCUGACUAACAUACUGGUCUACUUGGGAAUUUGUUCUUUGAUGGGAUCACUUACUGUGGUAAGCAUAAAGGCCAUUGGAAUUGCAAUAAAGCUUACUGUUGAGGGAGUAAGUCAAAUAGCUUAUCCGCAGACUUGGUUUUUUCUGUCUGUUGCAGUAAUCUGCGUCAUUACACAGUUGAAUUACCUCAACAAGGCUUUGGAUACCUUCAGUGCGACUAUUGUUGCUCCAGUAUAUUAUGUGAUGUUCACAACUCUCACCAUUAUUGCUAGUGUAAUAAUGUUCAAGGAUUGGUCUGGUCAAACUGCGAGUAGCAUAGCCUCUGAAAUUUGUGGAUUCAUUACUGUACUAUCAGGAACUAUUAUACUCCAUGCCACCAGAGAUCAGGAACCACCACCUCCACAAGGUACUGUAACAUGGUACAUUAGGGGAGAUUCAAUGAAGGCUUCUGAAGAUGAAGAUUUGAUCGCCUUACACAAUUCAGAUUUUCUUGAACCAUAGUAUACCAAUUCACAAUUCUCUUGAAUGAAUUCCAAAGCAUUGAGGCUGCACAGUGACUUGAGUGAGUUGGCACUCUGCACAUUGCUCAUUAUAAGUCCAAUAUCAAGACACUGCUCCCCUCCCAUAGUUUUUGCCUCGGUCUUAGUCUAGGCUGGCUAGCCAUGGCAGGCCAGUUUAUAAUUUAUUUUUGGAAAAUAAGAAAUUUGAGACAAUGUCAGAAAGUAAAGAAAAUUAGCUGACAGGAUGUGGAGAGCAAUGUGUGGGUGCCAAUAGGGCCGCUCUCUUCAGAGUGUUUAUACAGUUUCUUGUUACUUCUAGGUAUCUCCUUGGGGUGGCUAUCAGAAUGCAGAGUAAUUUGUUGUGGCUUCUUCACAAGCCUGAUGAGACCUUCCGUCAGACGCUCGAGUUGAACUGUUCAGCUCAAGAAAAGGGAUUGCAGUGCUGUAUCACUAUACCAGUAGCACCGUGACAUUUGCCUUGUCCAACCUGUCUAUGACGGCUAUUGGUAUAUGUACAUAUUGAUGCUGGCAGUUUCCUGUUCAUGAUUCAUGUUGAUGCACAAGUGAUUUUACUCUCUUUUCCCUUUAUAGUAUUGAUUCUCUGAAUGUAUCACACUGGUUUAUAGUGCAUUUUUAGAAACAGAACAGUCAGAACUGAUAGGCCGCAUACUGGCCGAUUAGUCUGCAGCUUCAGAUUGGCAUUGUACAUCAUGUAUACAACUCUUACAAAAUCAAACCGGAGUGAAAGAGUUUUGGACUCGGUUACUUGUUCGUUAAUCAAAACUGAACUGAAAUCGUCUCCGACUUGGUUAUUAAUCAAGAAUCGUUUGAUGUUACAAAUUGCCUCAAUUACAUU
Argentina anserina (silverweed cinquefoil) is the source of this 2220-nucleotide messenger RNA. RefSeq names its product probable magnesium transporter NIPA6. The transcript is spliced from 9 exons. Lineage: Eukaryota; Viridiplantae; Streptophyta; Magnoliopsida; Rosales; Rosaceae. The record is from RefSeq and is a predicted model, not a curated record. Gene Ontology annotation, biological process: magnesium ion transport. The coding region runs from base 361 to 1365 and encodes 334 amino acids. Gene Ontology annotation, cellular component: membrane. Gene Ontology annotation, molecular function: magnesium ion transmembrane transporter activity.